AUGGAUAGCAGAUUGAAUCAAACAAAUUUCAUUCCAGUGAUCAUUAAAGAAGAGAGCAAGCCAAAAUCACAAUAAACAGGUAAAAAGACGAAGCAUUAAAACUUCUCAAUGCUUUAAAAUUACCUCCAAUAAUAAUAGACAUAACCAAAUCAAACUUAAUAAGAAGGAACAAUACAACUUUAGAUUAAAAGAGGUGGUAGAGAUGCCUUUGAUAGACAACAUAUUUCUAGGAAUAAAAAUAUGAUAGAUAUUUACAAUGGUGGGAUUAGCAGUGAUGCAAGACAUGCCAAGACCCCAAUAACUAUGUUUGAAAGAGUAAAUAAUAAUCGCAAAAAUAUGUUAAAUACUGAUUCUACUGCCAGCUAAAUCUAUGCUUCCAAACAAAAUGAAAAUCAUAUUAAUGAGUCUGCAAAAAUUGUAACACAAAGAGUUAAUACCAAAGAAAGCAUAAGAAAGAGCAUUAAUUUAUCAAAAUCAAGAUCUAAAUCAUCAAAGAAAAGUACCCCAAGGAAAAAAAAAUUUUACGAUCAAAGUCUUGUCAACUAAAGUUCAAUUAGCAGUGAAAAUAAUAAUCAUUCAGAUGACGAUAAACUUUAUAAGAUAGAAAGAAAUUUCGAUUAGAUCAAUUUAGAAAAUCCAGAAAAAGAAAGUAACUCAAAACUACUUUUGAAUAAUGACUCAGGUAUUACCUAUCCAGGGAUUAAGAUUAAAGGAGCAGAUUCUUUAAGAAAUGACAAGAAAGAUAGAGUAAAGAAGCGUUAGCAUACAUAAAAUAAUUAUAGCAAGAUUAAACAAUCACUUUAUGCUACUCAACUAAAUAAUGACUCAGCCUCUAAUUUCUACACAACAUAGGUAAAUGUAAUAUAUCCCUAAAGUAGCUAAAAGGGUAAUAGAGGAGAUAUUUUAUCAUAAAGCUCACCUAAUUCAAAAAAUAAUAGUUACAAAGCACUCAAAGAUAUUAAGAGAUCUCGAUAAAUUACAGAAGAUGAAAUGUAUAAGGUCAUUAACAGGAUACGAAAAUUAACUUUAGAGGAGGCAAGGCUUUCUAGAAGAGAACAUUCAUAAUAAAGCCAAAGAAAGGCAGAAUAAUUAGGACUACCAUAGCUAGAGAUAAGCUUUUAGCUAUAGCGUAUAAAGAAGUAGCAAGUUAAUGAGCUCUAUGAUAGAUAAGAAAGGAAUAGAAAAUAGAAAAUACAAAUUGAAAACUCAAUAAGAAAAAACAAAUAUAUUUAAAUACAUGAAAAUCAGCAACUAAGUUCUGCAGUAAAGGAGUCUCGUAAAAAAAUGCGCAAAGAAUAAAAGUACUUUGAAGAACAGAUGAAAGCUUAAAAAACUUACUAGCAUGAUGUUAUCAAGUUCUAUUAGGAUAAUUACAUCAAGCAAAAGAUUAACUAAUUUAGAGAGUAAAAGAUAUAAUCUGCUCGAAAGUAAAGAGAAUAGCAAUUUUACGAGUAACAGAGAGCAUUGAAGUCAAGAGAGAAGCAGCUUUAGUAAGCUAAACGAAUUGAGGAAUCAUUAGAGAAUAAAAUCAAGUUAAAAUAGACUGCAUCCCGUUUUACUUAUGAUCGCAAUAAAUCACCUGCUGGCUUGACAAAGUAUAAUAAUUCUUAUUUGAAUAGUUUGCAAAAUGAAAAUUCCCUUACUAAAUUUGAUAAGAGAGUACUCCACACUACAAUAUUUUGA
This is a messenger RNA of Stylonychia lemnae, 1683 nucleotides long. The record is from the annotation of a GenBank genome assembly. Lineage: Eukaryota; Ciliophora; Spirotrichea; Sporadotrichida; Oxytrichidae.